CUCGCUCUCACAAAACCCAAAAAUCGACGAGAGGUGAAAAAUCGAACCCCAAACCCUAGAUUUUCCAAUGUCCGGCGACGACCGAGAUUCGCGUCGCAAGCACCGCCGCGAUCACUCCGACGACGACGCCGAGAAGUCCUCCAAGCGCCACAAGCACCGUCACCACCACCGCCACCACCGUCACCGCCAUAGCAGCAAGAAGCGCGAAGAAGAAACCAAGGUUGCCGCGGAGGAUAUCGAAGCUCCUCCUCCGCCGCCUGUUAUGCUAUCUCCUUCGGACAGUCCUCGGCCGUCUGAGGACGUGGAGGAAGGCGAAAUUCUUGACGACGGCGCCGGUGGUCGCGACGACGACGUUUUGGAAACGAAAUCGGACUCUGGUGCCGAGUCCGGUGAAAUUGAAGCUCCCGGAGCUCGCGAACGUUCAGAUAGGAAAAAUCCGGGACGUUAUGGUGACAGUACCGUGGAUAAAAUCUCAAAGACCUUAGGCGAAGAACUUCGUAGUGAUGAUGAUACCGGGAGUCCUAUUGGGGGUAAGUCUCAUGGUGAGGCUGGUUUGCCUCAAAAUUCUAGUGUUGAGCCUCGCAAAGAAGAUCGUGCCAAUGGGAGUUUGGGGAAGAGGCGGCACCUGGAAUCUGGGUCACCUUCUAGAGGAGGUGGUCAUCGAAAGAAAUACUAUAGUGAAAAUGUGGAUGAUGAUAGAAGCAACUUACCUAAUAAAGAAAACUCACCCUAUAGAAGUAUUGGUGACAGGUACGGUGAAGGGUUGCGUGGCAGGAGCAGAUCAGUGUCACAUGACCAUGUGAGAGAGAGAUCUCGUUCCCGUAGUAUAGUUAAAGAGGAGGCACCGUCUAGAAGAAGAUCUCAUUCUCGCAGUAUAUUGGAAGAGGAAGCUCUUUCCAAAAGGAGACGUUAUCAUGAUCGAGAAAUCUCAGUAUAUGCCGAGAAAAGAAAGGCCGCGCAAAACUCUGAUGAUGAAGGUAUGGUGAGGGAUGAUGAAAGGGAACACAGUAUUAGUUAUAGCAGAUACUCUGGAUUAGAUCGCAGUCGAGAGAGAGAGAAGAGUAGGGAGAGGGAGGUGGACAGGGUUCGGAGAAGGGAGAAAGAACUAGAGAGGAACAGUGACCGGGAUCAUAGAAGGGACAAAGAAAGAGAAAGGAGUAGUGAAAGGGAUUUGUUGAGGGACAGGAAAAGAGGAAGUGAACGUGGUGAUAGCAUUGAAAGGGUGGUUGAUAGGGAAAGUAGGAGGGAAGAGCGACAUAGGAGCAGGGACAGGACAAGGGAGGAUGAUGUUGAUAGGAGCAGGGGCAGAGUCAAGCCUGCUGACAGAGAUAGAGAUAUGGAGAGGGACCGUGAUAGGGAUAGGGACAGAGUUACAGACCGGAAAUGGGAGAGGCGGGAUGAUAGAUAUAGGGACAAGGGUCGAGAUAUGGAGAGGGAGAGAAAUGAAAGUGAAGGUGGAUAUAGAACUCAAGACAAGUAUAAUCAUUCUGGUCAAUCAAGGUAUGAAGAAAAAAAAUAUUACCAGGACGGUUCAACAAAAUCUGAUCAAGCAGAAGUUCAGCUAGAAAGAGACGAAGAGGAACAAGGAGAUGAUGAAGAGAUGGUCGGUUUGCAAGUUGCUGAUCAGGAAGAGGAAGAUCUUAACAGAAUUAAGGAGGAAAGCAGGAGGAGAAAGCAAGCAAUCUUGGAAAAAUAUAAAAGUCAGCAAUCACAAUCACAACAAGAGACCAACAUACAAACUGAGUCAAAGUUACAGCAACCCAAUCAUUUAGAGGGUCAAAAUAAAGAUCAUCUGGAUCAAACAAUAGGGGUUGUCAAAAUCACAACCGAGGUUGAUGGUGCUAGGGAAGAAGCAAUUUCUACUACAGCUCCGCACAAUGGUGCCCCAGGGCUUGGGGAGGGUACUCCAAAGAGUGAAAGCUCUGGUGGCUCAGAACGCAAACAAGAAAGAUCUGAUGGUAUUUUAUGCGAUGAUAUCUUUGGUGAGACCCCAACUGGAGUUCGAAAAUUGGACAAAGGUGAUGUUGUACGUAUUGAAAGGAGUGGUCUCCGUGACAACUGGGAUGAUGCAGAAGGAUACUACAGCUACCGGUUUGGGGAGUUACUUGAUGGCCGCUAUGAGAUCACUGCUGCUCAUGGGAAAGGCGUGUUUUCAACAGUUGUUCGUGCAAAGAACCUUAAGGCUGAUAAUGGUGAACCAGAAGAAGUGGCAAUUAAGAUCAUUCGUAGCAAUGAUACUAUGUACAAGGCUGGUAUGACUGAGUUGGCCAUAUUGAAAAAACUAGUAGGUCAAGAUCCUGACAAUAAGCGCUAUUGUGUUCGUUUUCUAUCAAGUUUCAAGUAUCGAAAUCAUCUAUGUUUAGUCUUUGAAUCUCUGCAUAUGAAUCUCCGUGAACUUUUAAAGAAGUUUGGACGCAAUAUUGGUCUGAAGCUUACUGCAGUGAGGAUAUAUGCCAAGCAACUCUUGAUUGCGUUGAAGCAUCUCAAAAACUGUGGUGUACUGCACUGUGAUAUAAAGCCAGAUAACAUGCUGGUUAACGAAGCAAAAAAUGUUCUGAAGCUUUGUGAUUUUGGUAAUGCCAUGUUUGCUGGCAAGAAUGAAGUUACACCGUACCUUGUGAGCCGAUUUUAUCGUGCCCCUGAAAUAAUUCUUGGCUUGCCAUAUGAUCAUCCACUGGAUAUCUGGUCUGUUGGCUGCUGUUUGUUCGAACUCUAUACUGGAAAAGUCCUUUUUCCAGGUGCUACAAACAAUGAUAUGCUACGUCAUCACAUGGAAUUGAAAGGCCUUUUCCCUAAGAAGAUGCUUCGGAAGGGAGCAUUUACUUACCAAAAUUUCGAUCAGGAUCUGAACUUUCAUGCUACAGAAGAUGAUCCUGUUACAAAAAAGGUCAUUAAACGUGUGAUUCUCAACAUAAAGCCGAAAGAUAUUGGAUCUAUGAUUGCAAGCUCUUCUGGCGAGGAUCCAGAUCCCAAGUUAUUAGCUGAUUUUAAAGAUCUUUUGGAUAAAAUGUUUGUGCUUGAUCCAGACAAGAGGUUGACAGUAUCACAAGGUUUGAAUCAUCCAUUCAUCACUGGCAAGUGAACCGUGUUGCUGAUUUUCUCACUCCAGAAUUCUUGUUCCGCUAGAUGUUUGUACAUUUGUCCUUAUUCAUAUUCAGUUUCUAAUCAUUGGGCAUUAUCUCUCUUCUAUGUGGUGGCCGGAGAGCUUUUGACACAGUUUCGCAUGGUUGAAGGGGGGAUAUUUGUCAGGAGUACUCAUUACUGGCUGGUUCUUUCAGUGGAGUGUACUGUUUCUAUUGUAAGACAACUAGCCGAAGGCGUUUUCCCAUUGUAAUCAUUCAUGAUUGGCCGCUUCUUAAUUUUAAUACAUCUUUUAUAACUUCCCAUCAUGACUAAUGUGUACUUUGAACCUGGUUUCUGCAAUAUGGUUUCUGUUACAACAGAAGUUCAUUAUAUAUACAUAUAUCUCUAUGAGCUCAGAAACAAGAUACUUGUUCUUUUUACUUU
Molecule: messenger RNA, 3507 nt
Organism: Fragaria vesca subsp. vesca
Lineage: Eukaryota; Viridiplantae; Streptophyta; Magnoliopsida; Rosales; Rosaceae
Exons: 12
Coding region: 68-3082 (1004 amino acids)
Biological process (GO): peptidyl-threonine phosphorylation; mRNA cis splicing, via spliceosome; peptidyl-serine phosphorylation
Molecular function (GO): protein serine/threonine kinase activity; ATP binding
Source: RefSeq, a predicted model, not a curated record